GCAUGUGAACGUGUCUGUACGGCAGGAGCCGGGAGAUGCUUCUCCUCCUCCUCCUCCUCCUCCUCGCUGGAUGUAUAUAGGAUAUAAGCAGGGGAGAUAUUCAGCCUCCGUGCACACCUUGCAAUAACACCAAUUAAUCUUAAUUAUUGCGUCGGUGACAUGCAGUUUGAUGGCUGCUGGGGAGGGAAGGGUUAAUGCGAGGCGCCCUGGACACUGAUCCUGCAGAAGCCAAUGGAGGAUCCGGGCUUGCUCACUUCCUACUCAGUCCCAUUUAACCCCUCAACUUCCCAGGCUGCUGUGGAUGGCAGGGUCCCUCCUACUGGUGGUCCAUUGGCAGAAGGUAAGGCUAGCCAGCAGAGGAGGGGUCCCCAUUGGCUGCAGUGGCUGUCACUCACACACCGGUUAGUGAUUUGGCUUCCUUGCCUUGUAGAUGUCAAAGGCUUGAGCUGCACCCUUACCACAUUAUAGCUGGUAGGGGAUCCACACCGAGGAUGGCCACAGCUGCUUCUAAUCCCUACAGCAUUCUGAGCACCACAUCCCUGGUCCAUGCAGAUUCAGCGGGUAUGCAGCAAGGGAGUCCCUUCAGGAACCCACAGAAACUGCUCCAAAGUGACUACCUGCAGGGGGUGCCCAGCAAUGGCCACCCAUUGGGACACCACUGGAUGAGCAGCCUAGGAGAUGGCAACCCUUGGGCUUCGAGUUUGGCCAGCAGCCCCUUGGACCAGCAGGACAUUAAACCAGGCAGAGAAGACCUUCAGCUGGGCACCAUCAUCCAUCACAGGUCACCCCAUGUCAGCCAUCACUCACCCCAUACCAACCACCCCAAUGCCUGGGGAGCCAGCCCAGUCCAUAACCCAUCGCUCACCUCCAGUGGACAGGCUAUAAAUGUCUACUCCCAGCCGGGCUUCACGGUCAGUGGCAUGUUGGACCAUGGUGGGCUCACUCCUCCUCCACAGACGGUGACCACCCAGAGCUUGCACCCAGUGCUUAGAGGGGACACGACCGACCAUGGAGACCUGAGCUCCCACCACUGCCAGGACCAUUCCGACGAGGAGACCCCGACCUCAGAUGAAUUGGAACAGUUUGCCAAACAGUUUAAACAAAGACGCAUCAAACUGGGCUUCACCCAAGCAGAUGUUGGCUUGGCACUGGGCACCCUGUAUGGCAAUGUCUUCUCCCAGACCACCAUCUGCAGGUUCGAGGCGCUGCAGCUCAGCUUUAAGAACAUGUGCAAACUAAAGCCACUGCUGAACAAGUGGCUGGAGGAAGCGGACUCAUCCACAGGGAGCCCCACCAGCAUCGACAAAAUAGCUGCCCAGGGCAGGAAAAGGAAGAAGAGGACCUCCAUAGAGGUGAGUGUCAAGGGGGUCCUGGAGACCCACUUUCUGAAAUGCCCCAAACCAGCCGCCCAGGAGAUCUCCUCCCUGGCAGACAGUCUACAGCUGGAGAAAGAAGUGGUCCGGGUCUGGUUUUGUAACAGAAGACAAAAGGAGAAAAGGAUGACCCCACCGGGGGACCCCCAACCCCACGAGGUCUUCUCCCACAAUGUCAAAACAGACCCCUCCUGUCACGACCUCUGACUAUAGGCUAUUGACCUCUGCCUGGACCUCACAACAAACACAAUGACAAAACAAAUGGAGAUUUCUUUUUCUUUUUUUUUUUAAACUUUGUUGUUUCUUUAACUUAUGUUCUAUUCCAAAUGGCGGAACAAAAAUACAUUAAAACAACAACAAAAAAAAAAAAAAAACUUUUGCAAAAAAUAUUAUAUAUAUAUAAAAAAAAAAAAAAGAAAAAUCAAUAAAGACUCGAGGAGCUGCUUGUUCCAAAUCUGGCAAUAUAAGUGAGACUACAUAUAUAUAUAUAUAUAUAUACAUACCUGCUGUUUACUACCAAGAAGAGACUGUUGUGUUGUGCUAUCUUCUGGUAAGGUCAGACCUGUGCCUCUCACCUUCCUGCGCCUUGAUGACAUCACAUCCAAGAUUUCAGGUGACUUUGGGUUUUACAAUCGUCUUCACCUUCACUCUGGAGAUGGAUCUGGGAUUUUUUCUAUCUUUUUGGGUUAUUUUUUUUGGGUUGUGUUCUCUCCAUGCGGUUCUGUUCCACAAUAUUUGUGAAGGCGAUUUCUUGUUUCAUCCAGGCUUGUAGAUCAGGAUGGUCCGUGCAGUCCUCUUCACCAUCAUCCUCAUCAUCCUCUCCAGUGUUAACUGUUGUGUUACCAGGUACUACUACUCUUUCCUCAGAACCCCCCCUUGUCUACUAUGUGAUUCCUGGCUAUAGUAACCAUUGUGCAUGUCAUGUAUCCAGACAGCCAAGCAUUGUGCAUUUAUCCAUAUGUUAUCCCUACUUAUUAUUGAGGUGUCCCUAUUAUUGUCUGUCUUUAUCCUGUUAGUCAGUGAUGGUUCUGGAGGCCCAGCAGGGACAGAACCAGCCUGGAGUGUGGCUGAAGCAAGAGCCUCUCUCUGUGUAUCACCCUACAUGUAUCUCUAUGUAUCUCAUUGCUGUUUCUCUAUCCUCAUGUCCAAAGAAAACCCCAAGGUUGUUGGUGGUCUCAGUGCUGGUGGGGUCUCUGUAUGUGACUGGGAAUCCUCUAUGGGGGCUCUUAAAUCCAUGAUGCCCCCAUAAGUCUAUGUUCACUUCUUAGUAUUUGCUCAGUAUUUAAUGAAUACAAAACACAGUUGCUAUAAACUGGCAUCAAAAACAAUAAAAACUGGUUACUAUGUGUCUACAAAACAAAAACACAGAAAAGUGCAAAUGUUUCUUAAUAGUUUUUCUCUUGUAUCAGUUCCACUUUUUGUUUUGGCUACAAAUACUGAUCCCAAAUACUGCAUGUGAACAAAGCCUUAUAUGAAUUCUACAAGUCAGUCCAUUAUAUUGCUCAUUGUUCUUCCUAUUCCCCCCACUGCAUUUAUAUGGUUUGCACAUUUAUUAUAUCAUUUUAUGUUACGUUUUUAUUUUAUUUUAUUUUUUUAUAAAAUAAUAUUAUAUAUUGUAAAGCUUCCAGAUAUCAGAUGCUACAGGAUCAUAUCAAAAGUAACGCUUGUAAAUUAUAAUCUAUACAGUCAUUGAUUUGCAUAAAAGCUUAUCAUUCCGCUAGCAAUGUUUAGUAUCAAUAAUUCUAAGAAAUAUUAAUUUUUUUCCUUUUUAUCACCCCAACCCCCAGGCCCAAUACAGACCCAUCAUCUAUUGUAUACAAAGCAGAGCCAUAUGUGCGCAAAUCUAUGUUCGAACAGUCACAUAUUUGACCCUGUCUGAGACCUUCUACAAUUUUUUCCGUUUCAUUUGUUUGUUUGUUCGUUUAUUGGGUGAUUUUUUUUUAUUAAUUAAUUUUUUUUGUUUUUUCAUUUCCAUGAAAAAUCAAAAAUAUUCACACUUGUUGUCAUUUUCCUACUUUUCCAACAUUUUGAUGUUUUAUUUUAGUUCUUCUCCAGGCAGAGCUAGAACUUUAGCCCCAAACUAUCAAUCAACAAAAUGUUUCUGCCAACUUUCUAAGUGUACAGUUUUGUAUAUUGAACUUUUUGAAUUUAUUAAUUUAAAAAAAAAAAGCAAAAUAAUAAAAAAGAUCAUUUACUUUAUUCAUUUAGUAUCUGAUGUAUAAUAAACGCUAUUUUCAUUAAAAGUUGCUUUUUUCAACGAUUUUAUUCAGAAUUGCCUAUUAUAGUUACCAAUUAUUUAUUUUCAAAGAAUUCUGCCGUCUGUUUAAAAAAAAUGCAAAAAAAUAUGCUAAAAAAAAAUAGGUUGAAGAUAAACUGAGCGCAAAGACACAAAAAAUAAGCGAAUGUUAUUGUUUGUUUGUCACCUGGUUUUAGUUUAGAGUUUAUAAUAACGCAAUAUUUUAUUUGUUGUAAAAAAAACAAAAACAUUUUUUUAAAAGAAAAGAAAAAAUUUAAGAAAUAAACAUUUUUACAAAAUGACAAGUAA
This is a messenger RNA of Hyla sarda, 3918 nucleotides long. RefSeq names its product POU class 3 homeobox 4 (gene POU3F4). NCBI's taxonomy places the organism in Eukaryota, Metazoa, Chordata, Amphibia, Anura, Hylidae. Gene Ontology annotation, cellular component: nucleus. Gene Ontology annotation, biological process: brain development; regulation of transcription by RNA polymerase II. The record is from RefSeq and is a predicted model, not a curated record. The coding region runs from base 492 to 1580 and encodes 362 amino acids. The transcript has a single exon. Gene Ontology annotation, molecular function: DNA-binding transcription factor activity, RNA polymerase II-specific; RNA polymerase II cis-regulatory region sequence-specific DNA binding.